Molecule: messenger RNA, 534 nt
Organism: Medioppia subpectinata
Lineage: Eukaryota; Metazoa; Arthropoda; Arachnida; Sarcoptiformes; Oppiidae
Source: the annotation of a GenBank genome assembly
UUUUAUUACUUUCAGUAUUUUCUUUUGCUUUCAGUAAUUCUUUAAUUACUAAUUAUUAUUUCUAAUGACUUAAAACAGGCGUUCGCCUGGUUUUCAGACCUAUUGGUAGAGCACUGCGAAAUAUUUUUCUCGUUAUUUGCCGUCGAUAUGGACACAAUUCUGGUCGAACAGCCGCCCGACACGUGGGAGAGUUUCCCAUUAUUCCAAGUUUUCAAUAAUUACCUCCGAUUAGACGAAAAUCUAUGCGGCGGUAGAUUUCAUACUCAAUUACGCGACACAUUUGCUCCACAAGUGGUCAGAUAUGUUGAUUUGAUGGAGUCUUCUGUCGCUCAAUCUCUCCAUAAAAGUUAUGAAAAGGAGAAAUGGGAAUCAAAGGGGCCGAGCGGUUGCGCCGCUUCUGAGGACCUGUUCUGGAAGUUGGAUGCGUUACAGACAUUCAUCCACGACCUGUAUUGGCCCGACGAUGUGUUUGCCAAGCAUUUGGAACAAAGGCUCAAAUUAAUGGCCUGUGAUAUGAUGGNAAAACAGUUAUAA